Trichogramma pretiosum is the source of this 4191-nucleotide messenger RNA. RefSeq lists its product as uncharacterized. Lineage: Eukaryota; Metazoa; Arthropoda; Insecta; Hymenoptera; Trichogrammatidae. The record is from RefSeq and is a predicted model, not a curated record. The coding region runs from base 530 to 4177 and encodes 1215 amino acids. The transcript has 4 exons. Gene Ontology annotation, molecular function: protein binding.
GAACAAUAAAUUCGAUUAUGAUACAUUUCAAACCUUGUAUGGAACAAGGAUCAUUUAAAUUGAAAACUUUUUUCAAGUAUUUUAAAGUUGGCCAAUGCGCAGUUAAUUUUCGAAUCUCUACACUCGAUCGCGUUGACGAGAUAAUAGAUCAAUUAGUGAAUUCAUAAGACAAAUUUGAUAUUUGUUUACGAAUUUUCCGUUAAACGUUCGAAAGGCGGUUUAUGUAUUAUUGACUCUUACAUCUUGAUUAAAGUGUGUAGCUUCAACUCAAGAUGUAUUGGCAUACGUCGAUCAGUCAACAUGAAUAAUUCAUGUGACAAAACAUGUUAAAAAAGUCGUGGCAUUAUUAUUUUAAAUGUAUAAUACGUGUAAAGUGAUGUUAUACCAGGAUAAAUAAAAAAUACAGAGUUCAAGAGAAAGAUUGCAAUCUUUAAUGGUGAUAUUCGUGAGGUUUGAAUAAUCUCGUUGUAAAAAAUCGUUUAUCCAGACUAUCUUCUCGUAAGAUUACAACAAGUGAAUUAGCGGAAUCAUGGACGGAGACUCAGAAAGACAAUUCUACAAUCUGACGAUAAACGGGGACAGAAUCAGGUAUGCUCUGCACAAGAUUCUGAGAUUGCCCGAUAUCGAGGAGACUUGGAUCUUGGACUACCUAGAAGAUUUACCGAGCUACAUUGACCUCGAAGAAAAAGACGUAGACGGAAAUUAUCCGAUGACGCUGGCGUGCCAGCGGCACUCGGCUCUGGUGAUGAAAGCUCUGAUGAACGCGGGAGCGAACCCCAAGUGCCAGCACAUGGACGGCGGCAGUCUGCUGCACAAGCUCAGCGCGAAAAAGUGGGUCGAGAACCACAGCGACGACGAGCUCAAGCGGAAAAUCUGGAUGCUGCUGCGGGCGGGCCUUCGCGUCGACCAGCUCGAUGACAACGGCAUGACGCCCUUGACCGUGGCCGCGAUGACCGACAACCCGAUAAUGGCCCAGCUCCUCUUGUGUUACGGAGCCGAUGUCGAUUACAUCGAUUGGGAAUUGAAGACGCCUCUGCAUUACGCCAUCGAAUCUUACAGUUUUACCACUGCCUGUUGCCUCAUUAGUGCCGGCGCGGAUCCGAAUAUUAAACGAGAUGGCGAAACCUGCCUGCACAUGGCCUGCGACCUUCCGGAAGUGGGAGGCGACUUCCUGGUCCUUCUUGGCACCAAAGGCGCCUACUUGAACGAGACCGACGGAAUCGAUGGAGCGACUCCUAUUUUAAAAGCCGCCAAGCACGGAGCUCUCGAGUACGCUCAAAUAUUGGUCGCGCUCGGAGCCGAUGUCUAUGCGCGCGAUUGCCGCGGAAGAUCCAUGAUAGAUUUGGUCGACGAGAAAAUAGAUAAGAAUUUCUUUAUGUUCUUCUGGGGCUUUUUUCAUCUACUCAGAUUGGUCGCAACGCCGCGGAAUGUCGCGGAGCACGACCUCAUAGUUAAGAGCGCGGACGAAAAAAUGGUGAAGUCGAAAUUAGGCGUGCCCAGAUUAUUACGCCCAUGCCUCGACGAUGUCGUCAGCACGUUGAAAAUUGCAUUCCUAUUCACGAAUCUCUCCUACUACCAAUAUCUGGGCUUGACUGAAAAUGUAAUUGCAGACCUGUACUUAGACUGGAAACUUGACGAAAAGAUUCUGACGAGAGAGCACGCAGUUAUGGGAAAUCCGAAAAUGAGGUACCUGGUACUGAAUGCCUAUGAGAGAGGAAGAUUUCGAGCCAGGAUCAGAGCCGCCGCCUUCGCGGCGUUCAAGAAGUUAUUACGUUACCCUGAACUGUCUUACUCGUGUUUUUAUCGCAUCACAAACUACUUGUUCAAUGGCGAUUUGUUGAACGUCAUUGCAGCCACCGAUAUAAGGAAUCGUCCAUCUGACUACGCGAGACAACUUCGAAUGGAGAAAGAAAUCAAAGAGGGAAAAGAGGAUGAACUGAAAAAUUCUCAAGAGAAAUUAACCAUUACCAAAUUAUUGGCGGCCGCAAAAAAUAAUCAAGUCGAAGUCGUCCGAAAUUCAUUGAAAACUUAUGGAUUGCCUCGCGAUGGCCCAAAAACAACGGCAUUUUCUAUUUUAAAAUUAAUGGUACAAUCAGAGAACAGAGAAACAAUAAUACAGCUACUACUUGAUGCCGGUUGUCCAGUAAAUGAUUUAAACACUGAUGCUCAGGAGCCAACACUCUUGUAUUCAGCUGUACAAAGACAAAAUGACAAAAUUGUUGAAAUGCUGCUUGACAAAGGAGCUCAAAUUGGAAUUAAGAAUCAUUAUUCUGGUUUGACUCCCAUGCACCUUGCUGCUCAGAAAGCCCAGUACAAAAGUCUUUGGACUAUGUUAAAUCAUGAAGUUGAUGUCAACAUUACUGAUAACACUGGAAAAACAGUAUUACAAAUAGUAUGCAAUGAUGCAGUAUUUGAUGAAAGUUUAACAAAUAAAGUACAGAUUAAUGUUAUAAAAAAACUUCUAGAAAAAGGAGCUCUUGUCAAUAUUACAGAUGAUAGUGGAAAUACUGCAUUGCAUUCAUUACUUUCUAAUUCAUCCAGAGGCUACAAUGAUGAACCAGUUCUUGAACUAGUCAAAACAUUCUUUCAAAAAGGAUUGAAGUGGAAAGUAGAUAAACAUGGUCAAAAUUUUGCACACAUAGCAGCUGGAAAUAAUCAUUUCAAAACACUGAAUUAUUUGCUUGAUUUUGUUGAAGAUGUUAAUGAAGUUGAUGCAAAAAGCAAAACUAUACUGCACAAAUUGUUGGAAGGUCUAGAUAAUUUAUCCAAAUUCGUGCCAAAAGAAGCUGAACAUGUUAUUGUCAGAUUAAUAUCUAUGGGUGCUUCUUUUGAUAUCAAGAGUUCUUCUGGUGAUGCAGCUAUUCAUCAAGCUAUAAAAUUGAAAAAUAUAGACUUAAUUUUAGAAGUUUUACAAGGAGCUGGAAAUUUUAAUGUUCAAGACCAGUUCGGUAACACAGUUAUCCAUCAUCUUUUACAAUUAAAAAAUAUAGAGCUAGAAAUUAUUGAUCAAUUGCUAAAAUCAAACAAAUUUAAUUUAGAUUUAAUAAAUUUGAAAAAAGAGUCAGUUCUACACUCUGCUAUUAAAAAUAAGCAUUACAACAUUUUGUAUCUUCUUUUACAAAGAUCUUGUAAUGUUAGAAUUCAAGAUUUCAAUGGCGAUAGUGCUCUUCAUCUUUUAAUGAAUAAUAAAAUAGAUGACGAAAAUUUAGUGCAACAUCUGUUGAGAAAAGGAGCCGAUAACACAGCUAAGAACAAAAUGGGUUUGACACCUUAUCACAUUGCUGGUUGUACAUAUCUCAAAGAACUAAAAAAAAGUUUUUUAAUGAUGUUGAAACAUAGCAAUGAUAUUUUUCUAUUGCAAUCUCAAUGCAAUGAGUACAAUGAAAAUAUAUUACACAUUAUUCUUAAGCAAAUUUUGAUUGAAAAAAAUGUAGAUUCAAUUUAUUAUGAAAUCAUUAGAUUACUUUUGUAUAAAAAAGUAAAGUUAGAUUUAAUAAAUUGUUUUGGAAAAAUGCCUGUGCAUAUUCUUGUAGAUAUUAGUAAUGAUCAUUUGACUGAAUUUAUUCUAAACAACUCUUCAAAAGCUAAUAUUCUGAGUAAUGAAGGAAGAUCAGUACAGUAUUUCUGGCAAAAAUGCAACAGUAAUGCUUUGAAAAAAUCGCCACAUAUAAUGAAGAAGUUAUUACUUCUGCUAAACCAGAUUCAAUGUGAAUCUAUAGUUAAGUCUGAAAACAAAAACGAUAUAGAAUGUUACUUGAAGAUAUUAGAUGAUUCCAUUGAGGAAAAUAAGUUAAUACUUCAGAAAAAAAAUGAAGAAGUUCAGGCUUUAAAGCAAAUUCAAAUUGGAAAGUAUGCAAACUUAUUUGAUUUGAUGGUAAGAAGCAGUAGUGUCAUGGGUAAUUAUGCAUACAACAAAAGUCUGGAGGAAAUUAUUGCCUCCGAAAAUUUUGCGGAAAAAUUUCCUCAUCAUUUUACAUCUAUUAAAGUUGCUUAUCACGAUAUUUGCCACAGGAAGCAACUAAAUGAUAAGACUGUAACAAUUUUAAAAAAUAAUAUAGAUCAUUUUCUCCCGAAAGAAAUUUAUGAAAAAAUUGUCAGUUAUUUAAAUAAUGUGGAUAUGGAUUAUCUAAUCACUUGUUACAGGCUAGAUAGAAAACGCCCUGCUACUAAAUGUUAAAUAUCAAUAGUUAU